Manihot esculenta (cassava) is the source of this 2149-nucleotide messenger RNA. RefSeq names its product serine/threonine-protein kinase PBS1. Bases 420 to 1859 code for a protein of 479 amino acids. Gene Ontology annotation, molecular function: protein kinase activity; ATP binding. NCBI's taxonomy places the organism in Eukaryota, Viridiplantae, Streptophyta, Magnoliopsida, Malpighiales, Euphorbiaceae. The record is from RefSeq and is a predicted model, not a curated record. The transcript has 5 exons. Gene Ontology annotation, biological process: protein phosphorylation.
AAGGGCAGAAAGAGAAUGAUGUUCUAAAGCAAGCGUGUAUUCUACAGUGAUGGUAGUAUAAAGUGUAAACCAACCCAAAGACAAAGCCGGCUUCUUUACGAGUCUUGUUCCGUUUCACUGUCACCAAUUCUCUCCAUUUCUUUUCUUUUUCUCACCCCAGAGAUAUUGUCUUGAUUAUAUUAAAUCCUCUCAGUUUUUGGUCGUUUCAUUUUCCGGUACUUGGAUUCAUUUGCUUUGUAACUUUGACCCUUUUGCAGAAGAAGAUAAGCUUUACCCACUAGAGCUAUUCUGGUUCUUGUGAUGGGAUUUUUGUGAAAGGAAAGAAAGACUUGGUUUUUAGAGUAUGGGAUUCUGAUCGAGUUUGUUUGGAUUCAUCUACCAGUUUUGAGAAUUUGAAGAAAAGGGAUUGAUUCCAGGAGAUGGGUUGUUUUCCUUGUUUCGAUUCGAGGGAGGAAGAGACUCUGAAUCCACAGAAGGAAUCUGAUGAUCGAAAGCAAAGCUUGCCCACAGAGUCUUCUAACAUUUCCAAAUUAUCUUCUGGUUCUGACAGGCUUAAAUCAAGAAACAAUGGAAGGUCAAAAAGAGAAUUACCAGUUCCUAAGGAUGGAUUACCUGCUGGCAACAUUGCUGCUCAAACAUUUACGUUCCGUGAGCUUGCAGCUGCAACAAAGAAUUUUAGGCCGGAAUCUUUCAUUGGGGAAGGGGGAUUUGGCCGUGUAUAUAAAGGCCGGCUUGAGAGUACUGGUCAGGUCACUGAGGUGAUUUUGAUCUCUCUAAACUUACUUUAUGUUUUGCAGGUUGUUGCUGUUAAACAAUUGGAUAGAAAUGGCCUCCAGGGUAAUAGAGAAUUCCUGGUAGAGGUUCUCAUGCUCAGCCUUUUACAUCACCCUAACCUUGUGAACCUGAUUGGCUAUUGUGCUGAUGGAGACCAAAGGCUUCUUGUCUAUGAGUUUAUGCCCUUGGGAUCACUGGAAGAUCACCUUCAUGAUCUUCCACCUGAUAAGGAACCACUUGAUUGGAACAGAAGAAUGAGGAUAGCAGCAGGUGCUGCCAAAGGUUUGGAAUAUCUGCAUGAUAAAGCAAAUCCGCCUGUUAUAUACAGGGAUUUCAAGUCAUCCAACAUUUUACUUGAUGAAGGAUUUCACCCGAAGCUUUCCGAUUUUGGGCUUGCCAAGCUUGGUCCUACUGGAGACAAGUCACAUGUUUCCACCAGAGUUAUGGGCACUUACGGUUAUUGUGCUCCUGAAUAUGCCAUGACCGGACAAUUGACUGUGAAAUCUGAUGUCUAUAGUUUUGGUGUAGUCUUCUUGGAGCUCAUCACUGGACGUAAAGCCAUCGACAGUACUCGACCCCAUGGAGAGCAGAACCUUGUCACAUGGGCUCGUCCAUUAUUCAAUGAUCGUAGGAAAUUUUCAAAAUUGGCAGAUCCACAAUUGCAGGGGCGUUAUCCCAUGAGAGGACUUUAUCAGGCUCUAGCAGUAGCUUCCAUGUGCAUUCAGGAACAGGCUGCUGCAAGACCUCUCAUUGGUGAUGUGGUCACUGCUCUCUCUUAUUUGGCAAACCAGGCAUAUGAACCGAGUUCAGGCGGGCAUGGAUACCGGGGUUCCGGUGAUAAGGAUGAGAAAAGAAGAGAGGAGCGAGGUGGGCAGUUACCAAAGAAUGAGGAAGGGGGAGUAUCUGGUCAUAGAUGGGACCUGGAUGGAUCUGAGAAAGAAGAUUCCCCUAGAGAAACUGCAAGAAUGUUAAACAGAGAUUUAGAAAGAGAAAAAGCCGUUGCUGAGGCGAAGAUGUGGGGAGAAAACUGGCGAGAGAAGAGAAGACAAAGUGCACAAGGUAGUUUCGACGGAAGUAAUGGGUAGUUUCCGGGCAACAUUGGUCCAUUUUAUCAGGUUUUUCUGAUUUUGCCCCCAAUCUUGCAGAAGCAUUGGAAGAUAAGUUGAUCUUUCAUUUUAAUUUUUCUCUCUCAAUACCCCUUUUGUUAUUGUUGUUGAAACAUAGAAAUGGAAGAUGAUUAUGAAGAAAAAAGGCAUAACUGAGAUUGUACAUUAUGUGAUGGGAGAGCAAGUAAAGUUAUAAAAUUUUGAGUCAUGCUCUGCUUGCUCUCUCUUAUAGGUUUCUUAUGAGCAAGAAAAUGGCAAUUUACGUACCA